AUGAGCGCCGCGAGUGCACCGUACGCGCUAUUUAGAACGAUUCUAAUGAUCGGUUUGCUGAUCGGUGCGAAACAUUGCUCCGGGCAGCUGCGUCGAUCGGAAAGUGCUGAAGUAGGUCGACGGGUGCAAAACUAUGACGCCCGGUAUCAGCAACAGCCGGCACAUGAGCUUGGCUUCGGGUACUACUACCAGGGCGACAUCAUGCUGCCAACGGAGCCGCAGAGCCAGGACCGACUGUCGAUCGCCGAGGAGCAUACGUCCACCGUUUGGCCGAACGGGAUCGUGCCGUACUACAUCCCACCCGGUGAAUUCAACCCGCGAGAGAUAAACAUCAUCGAAAGGUCCAUGAACGUGUUCCACACCAAAACGUGCGUCAGGUUCGUUCCACGGACACCGGACACUCGCUACUAUGUGCAGAUAACUAAUCGCAAGGCUGGCUGCUACGCCACGAUCGGACGCGUCGUGGACAACAGACAGAAUGUGAUGAACCUCCAGUCACCCGGCUGUCUGUCGGGUGGCACACCCAUGCACGAGAUGAUGCACAUUCUGGGCUAUCUGCACGAGGUGAGCCGUCCCGAUCGGGACGACUACAUCUACGUUAACCGCAGUGCUCUCGAGCCAAGGUAUCAAUCGGACUCAUUCUACCAAACCAACUUUGCGAAGUUCGAGCGAGAUGUUGAAACGUACAACAUCGACUACAACUAUGGAAGCAUCAUGCACUAUACGCGGUAUGCGGGCGCAAGGGAUCGCAAAUACCCGGUGUUGAUGCAUUUGAAACCGUACGACGAACCAGACUUUGGCAACAAUACGCUGAGCCCAUCCGACAUCGAAAGCAUCCAGUUCCGGUACUGUCGAAACGCGACCGGUCUCUUCUGGUUGCAACCAUUCCAACAAUUUACCUCUGCAUUCCUCGGUGUACGAUCGUCCCGCUCCAGAGGAUAA
Messenger RNA from Anopheles marshallii, 942 nucleotides. Its product is annotated as hatching enzyme 1.2-like. NCBI's taxonomy places the organism in Eukaryota, Metazoa, Arthropoda, Insecta, Diptera, Culicidae. The transcript is spliced from 5 exons. Bases 1 to 942 code for a protein of 313 amino acids. Gene Ontology annotation, biological process: proteolysis. The record is from RefSeq and is a predicted model, not a curated record. Gene Ontology annotation, molecular function: metalloendopeptidase activity; zinc ion binding.